Molecule: messenger RNA, 2177 nt
Organism: Lycium barbarum (goji berry)
Lineage: Eukaryota; Viridiplantae; Streptophyta; Magnoliopsida; Solanales; Solanaceae
Product: NAC domain-containing protein 78-like
Exons: 6
Coding region: 195-1790 (531 amino acids)
Biological process (GO): regulation of DNA-templated transcription
Molecular function (GO): DNA binding
Source: RefSeq, a predicted model, not a curated record
UCUUAAGAUGUGAUAUAUUGCAACUUUUCUACUCCCCAACAAUGCAACUAACCACAUUACUCUCCUCUUUAUUACAAUUCCAUUUUCACUCCAAACCCUAAACCCUCCAAAAUCUUCCAUUCAUUUUUAAUUUAUUACCCCCUCAAUCUCUACUACACAAUGACUACUUGUUUUCUUCUUGAAUUGUUGGGUUGAUGGAAUCGAGGAAUAUGUUGGCGCCAGGAUUUAGAUUUCACCCGACAGACGAGGAGUUGGUUAGGUACUAUCUACGGCGUAAGGUAUGUGGAAAGCCCUUGCGAUUUGAUGCAAUAUCUGACAUUGAUAUCUACAAAGUUGAACCAUGGGAUCUUCCAGGUAUGUCAAGGUUGAAUACAAGAGAUUUGGAGUGGUACUUUUUUAGUAUGCUUGACAAAAAAUAUGGUAAUGGAGCAAGAACUAAUAGAGCAACAGAACAAGGCUAUUGGAAGACAACUGGAAAGGACAGGGCUGUUCAGCAUAAGUUUCAGGUUGUGGGAAUGAAGAAAACUCUGGUUUAUCACAGUGGUCGGGCUCCAAAGGGUCAGAGGACUAACUGGGUGAUGCACGAGUACAGACUGGUUGACGAGGAGUUAGAUAAAGCUGGAAUUCCGCAGGUUGCAUUCGUGUUAUGCCGUGUCUUUCAAAAGAGCGGUGCUGGGCCAAAGAAUGGGGAACGGUAUGGGGCACCUUUUGUUGAGGAGGAAUGGGAGAAUGACGAGCUAAAAAUGGUUCCACAGGAGGAGAAUGCUGAGGAAGUAGAAUAUGGAGAUGAUAUCUAUUUAGAUGGAUAUGAUCUUGAACAGAUUCUUGGAACUCAGACCCCUGUGGGUAGUGCUUCUAUUAAUAUGAACUGCUCUGAUGGCCAAAAUUGCACUAAUAGCGAAGAAGCAAAUGACUGCUUCGAAGAUGCACAAAAAUGGCUGCAACAACCGGAUGAGCGGAAGUCACUUGAUCCAGCAGUUCAAGACAUUGCAGAUAAUCCUGUCAAGCAUAACUGCGUUGGUGAAUCAAGCAAGAGUGUGAACUCUGAGUAUGUGAAUUACUUGCUUAACGGACCAACAAAUGAUGCAAGUGAUGACUUACAAUUUAAUGACGGGGCAUUCCUUGAAGCAAAUGAUCUUUCAAACCCGGCUGAGGUUGAUAACUCAGGGUUUAACAUGCUUGAUGAGUACCUCACUUACUUUGAUGCAAAUGACGACUUCCAGAAUUUGGGUUUUGAUCCUUCAGUUCUAAUUGAAAAUGAUGAUCGGGCAUCUUUGCCUGAGAAGAAAAUUGUUGAUGUAGCUCAGCAAGAUACUGCACCAAUUGAAGGGCUCGCAGAACCUAAGAACAGUAUCUCAUCAUCCUCGAUAGAGAAACCAACUGAAUUUUUAGCAGAUCACCAGUAUCGAUUUAUGAAGCAAGCAAGCCAGAUGUUAGGCAGUAUUCCUGCUCCUCCUGCAUUUGCUUCAGAGUUCCCUACAAAGGGUGCUGCUCUCCGUCUGAAUUGCAUGUCUCAGUCUUCGAGUUCAGUGCACGUUUCUGCUGGUCUGAUUCAAAUAAGGAACAUGACAGUGGCUGGCAAUGGGACAGACUGGUCAUUGCGCAAGCACAGUUAUUACAACAUUAUCCUAUCCUUUGGCUUGUCUCGGGGUAGUGAUAAUUCUGCCACUCUGGAAUCAGUUGCUAGCUUUCCUGGAAAAGCGACAUUUAUGGUAUCCAGGGGCUUGUUCUUUUGGGUCCUAGUUCUUUCCAUGAUCUUCAAAAUUGGGACCUUGAUUUGUGCCAGGUAAAGUCUAGGAAUUUGAGGUAGUUAAAUCAAUACUAGGCUCAAGGUUUUUCCCCCUCAAAAGAAAUUCUCGGCACCUCAUUAGGACUCUCGACAAAAACUCAAUGCAUACACCUGUGGAUGGAGUUUAAUUUUUCAUUUACAGUAGGUAGUAGACUGAAGGUGCAAAUGCUGUCUCUGGAUUCUCUUGACGUAGGACGUGAGUAAAUUAAGUUGUGCGUUUUGAGCUUCCAGCUUGGAAGCUUUACCAGUUUCUUUUCAGCAGUACAUGGGCGGGAUUAUGCUUAGAUGUGCGUGUUUUUAUAGCUUGAUGCCUUUUAAUCUCAUCGGAAACAAGUUUAAAUGGUCGUGUUUCAAGAAAAUCAGAUAGGGUUGCGCAUAGAUUUCCUCA